Molecule: messenger RNA, 1394 nt
Organism: Exserohilum turcica Et28A
Lineage: Eukaryota; Fungi; Ascomycota; Dothideomycetes; Pleosporales; Pleosporaceae
Exons: 3
Coding region: 26-1303 (425 amino acids)
Biological process (GO): ribosomal large subunit assembly; rRNA processing
Cellular component (GO): nucleolus
Molecular function (GO): 5S rRNA binding
Source: RefSeq, a predicted model, not a curated record
CCCAGCAUAACGACGCUCAGAUACAAUGGCAGACACAGGGUCAGCGCCGGCGCAGUACAAGCAGUCCAGCCGCAAGGGCAAGAAGGCCUGGCGCAAAAAUGUCGAUGUCACACAGAUCCAGUCCGGCCUCGACGAAGUGCGAGACCAGAUAAUCCACGGUGGCGUGGUCGCGGAAAAGACCUCCGAUGAACUUUUCGCCGUUGACACCAUUGGUUCUGCCGAAAUCCAGAAAUCUGUUGCGAAGCGACACAAGCCUCUCAAGGUCGACGAGAUCCUCGCUCGCCGCUCUGCCGUUCCUGCUGUUUCGACUAGGAAGCGUCUAUCGGAUAUCGCUGAUGAUGGCAAGAGAAAGAAGGCCAAGGUUUCCAGCAAAGAAUACGACAGGCUAAGAGCCAUUGCCUAUGGCGGCGAGCAGGUCAAGAAGGAUGUGGUGCAGACCAGCGAUGCCAUGUAUGACCCAUGGGCAGUGCAGGAAGCCAGGAAGGAUCCCAAGUUUGAGUACCUGGAAGAGAAGAAGCCCAAGGUCGAGCCCAAGACUCUGAAGCGCGCACCUGUCUCUCAAGCAAAGUCCGGCAAGACCAUUCCAGCAGUGCGCAAGCCAGCUGGCGGAAAAUCAUACAACCCUCUGCUUGAGGACUGGCAAAACGAACUCAUGCGCGAGUCUGACAAGAUUGUCGAGGCCGAAAAGAAGCGUCUCGAAGAGGCUCGCGAAGAGGCCGAGCGGAUGGAGCGGGCUGCUGCUGAAAUUGAAUCAGACUCUGGUGAAGAGAGCGUCUGGGAGAGCGAGUGGGAGGGCUUCAGUGACAGUGAAAACAAGGAAGCCAAGAAGAAGAGGCCAGAGAGGAAAACACCAUCCCAGAGAAACAAGAUCAAGAAGAGAAAAGAGGGGGAAAGGAAGGCCAAACAUGAGGCAAAGAUGAAGGCGAAAGAGCAGCAACUCCAAGAGAUCAAGAGGUUAGCGAAGAGUGUCGAGGAAAAGGAGAGAGCGAGGGCUACUGUACGCCAGGCUCUUGAGCAGAAGAACGCCGAGGAAUUUGAGGAUGACGGCGAGGAGGUGGAGCUUAGGAAGAAGCAGUUCGGAAAGGCUCCGCUGCCGGAAGCUCCACUCGAAGUUGUACUCCCAGAUGAGCUGAGAGACUCGCUGCGUCUUCUCAAGCCGGAAGGAAACCUGCUCAAAGACCGCUUCAGGAACAUGAUGCUUCAAGGCAAGGUGGAGGCCAGGAGGCAAAUUCCAUACGCCAAGCAGAAGAAGUACACCGUGUCCGAGAAGUGGAGCUACAAGGACUGGCAGUUGCCAAAAUAGACACAAUCCCAAGGGCCGAAAGAUAUUGGCGUGUUUGCAGGCUUAUGAAUUUGAUUACUAUUUCAUCGAAGGCGUCUUUUCCGAUUGCAUG